Molecule: messenger RNA, 1026 nt
Organism: Drosophila obscura
Lineage: Eukaryota; Metazoa; Arthropoda; Insecta; Diptera; Drosophilidae
Exons: 2
Coding region: 128-484 (118 amino acids)
Source: RefSeq, a predicted model, not a curated record
ACUGUUAUCAUUUGAAAAUAAACGGUACCCAGUGCGCGUCGUCUUCUGCAAAAUUUGUGUGAAAUUUUCGUAAACCAUUUAAUUAGUGUUGAACGUAUAUUCUAAGCAGAAAAACAAAAGCAACAACAUGACAUCCACCGAAUUGAAAAUUGGCAUGACCUGCAGCGCUCGUCCCUCCAGCCGUGUACUGAAGCCUCCAGGCGGCGGACACACCAAUAUCUUCUCGGAGCCAGACGUUGCCGUACCCGCCCCACGCCCAAAAUACAAUCAGCAGAAUUCUUCCAAUCUGAAUGCCUGCAUGGGAUCGACUGACCCCAACAAGGUGGUGGAGAAAUUGCGCGACGAGGUAACCACUCCGAAGGAGGAAUCCAAGCCCACUGCCAACAGUCAGCCAAAAGAUUCGGGCAACAAGCCGGCGGCCACGAAUGGCGAGGCGCGCGGACGAGUGCCACCCGGUGGAUUCUCGUCGGGCGGCUUCUGGUAGAAGAGGAGUCCCCAGACAAGCAUUUAAUGACUCAUACAUCCUCAACCACCACCCACAUAGACAUACUACACAUACAAUCAUGAACUAAAUAUAAAUCGCUUAUAAACAUACGUAUACACCUCUACAUACAUACCUACACUACAUAUACAUACAUAUUAAAAGAAGCAUUAUAUUCAAAAAAUAAUCUGCUGGAACAAGGAAGCCGCAGAAAUACUUAGCUCUCCAAAACUAUCCCCCCUAUCCCCUAAUUCGUUGCCUUUAAAUGUAUUUCAUUAUUAUUCUAAAACGUCUAACGCAUUUGUUGAAAAUUUAAGUGACUCGUGAUUCCGCCCUAACAAAAAAUAACAAAGAUAAAGAACCAUGACUAAAGCUGUACCACCUAACAAAAACAACUUCCAAAACGAAGCUUGAUUUUUUGCAUUUUGUACUUAAAGAGAGGAAACUUCUAAUAGUUUGUCCAACAAAAAAAACAUCAACCUUACCCUUUUCUAACUAUCGAUGUAAUAUUCCAAAAAUAAAAGAAAAAAACAUUUAAUUAUAAA